Rhopilema esculentum is the source of this 3314-nucleotide messenger RNA. Lineage: Eukaryota; Metazoa; Cnidaria; Scyphozoa; Rhizostomeae; Rhizostomatidae. The record is from RefSeq and is a predicted model, not a curated record.
AAAAUGGAAAGGUUAGGCCUUCUUCGCCCAAGAGAUAUCUUUAUUGCACAGAAGUCUUCCGACAGCAAAAAAUAUGUCCAAUGCACGCUUUUAAUUUUAACGAAUCAUCUUUCAUAUCAUAUAACAAUUUAUUAAUUCGUAAAUAGUUUGAAAUUUUUGGUUAAGUAUAACAUUUCAUUUCUAUGUCAUGGGAAGAAUAUCGUCUAUGGGUUUACAACAUUCAAGGUAUUUACGUUUUGAUGGAAAUCACCUAUGAACUCCACUUUUCGUUCUGAACGGGAAGCGGUCCAGGGGAUCGGAGCAGAUAAAGUUGAGCAUACCAAAACAGUUGCAUUUGAGGUGAAAUCUUGCUGUUUCAUUUAAAACUUUCAAAAUGACGAUAGCCUCGUUGACUAGAGGUAGUUCUUCGAAAAAAGGAUGAUUCGUUUUAUUAUUCUUAGCGUUUCGUAUUUAUUGCUUUAAAUUUCGAAUAUUACGUCAUCAGCCUCACCAAAAAUUUCCCCACGAGCUGCCGCUAAUAUUCUUACAUACGGGGGUUGCAAUGACGGUCUAUGGAUACUUUUAGCAUAACGAGCUGCAUUCAAAGAUGGUGUUGCAGUGGGUGUCUCAAAAAUUGGCCAUUGUGAAAUGUGACAGCACUGCACCCACAUUUUAGCAGCAAGGAAGAAAACCACUUUGGGAACAAAGCAACUUUGUUAUAAUUGGGGCCCAUCGAAACCCCUUCUCCAAAGGACAAUAGAAGCUACGGUCCUGAAGCAUUUAAACAAGCAAAAGCGCAGCAAAAACACCCUUUCGCGGUGGCCCUACUUACUAGUAAGGCUGGUUUUGGUGAAUGCUUGAAUACGAUUUUAACUCUAAUCGCUUCAUGGAAAGCCUCAUACUCAACUCAAAGAUGGAGUCUUUCAAAGACAAGGAGGCCCCUGUCCCCACACCGUCAUUUGCAGAUGCAAAGGCCGAAAAGCGACAUAUCAUCAAGAAUCUCCUCAUUGUCAGCUUUGCCUUCCUUCUCCUGUUCACUGCAUUCCAGUCACUGUCUAAUUUACAGAGCAGCUUGAAUCGAGUUGGUGGUUUGGGUGUCGCAUCACUAAGCGUCAUCUAUGGUGCAUUGAUCGUCUCCUGUCUCUUUGUGCCACCCCUUGUCAUUGACAGGCUCGGCUGCAAGUGGACCAUAGCUGCAUCGAUGUCUUGUUAUUGUGCAUAUAUUAUUGCCAAUUACUACGCAACAUGGGCCACAAUGAUUCCGACGUCAAUCCUUCUGGGGUUUGCAGCAGCUCCACUCUGGUCCGCAAAAUGUGCUUAUCUGACAACAAGUGGAAUCCGCUACGGAGAGCUAACGAAACAAACUGGAGAUGCCGUGGUUACUCGCUUUUUUGGCAUUUUCUUCCUCAUUUUUCAGAGUGGACAGAUCUGGGGCAACUUGAUUUCUUCUCUAGUGCUCCAACAAAAAGAUGACAGAAACAGCUCAAUGAUCAACUAUGGUUUGUGCGGAGCAAAUGACUGUCCAGGAACUCCAGUGAAUGGAUCAUCUGCAGCCGACAAAACAGACGGACCAGAUAAAAAGAUCAUCACAUUGAUGAGCAUUUACCUGGCUGUUGGUAUUCUUGCCGUUAUUUUGAUUUCGACGACCCUUGAUAAAAUUACAAUUCUUGGAAGUGAGAAGAAAAACCAUGGCGUCUUCAGUUUGUUCAUCGCUACUGCCAGGCAUUUGAAAGACAGGCGCAUGCAGCUGUUGAUUCCGCUGACAAUGUACAGUGGGCUCGAGCAGGGUUUCGUCUAUGGCGAUUUUACUAAGUCCUUUGUCACAUGCGUACUGGGAGUGGAUAAAGUUGGCUAUGUGAUGAUAUGCUUCGGUGUCACUGACGCUAUUCUUUCCUACGCCAUCGGGAAAUUGUCUGAGUACACUGGUAGGCCAGUUCUUAUGUUUUCGGGUGCAGCUUUGAACCUCGGUUUGAUGGUGGGCUUGUUGAUAUGGAAACCGGUGCCUGAUGAUUUGCCCAUGUUCUUUGUUGCUGCAGCAAUGUGGGGUGUGGCUGACUCUCUGUGGCAAACCCAAGUAAACGCAUUCUACGGUUAUUUGUUCCCGGACAACCAAGAAGCUGCCUUCUCAAAUUACCGACUGUGGGAAUCGCUCGGUUUCGUCAUUGCCUUUGCGUACAGCGGUGCAAUAUGCGUCAGCACCAAGCUCUACAUUCUCAUUGCCGUGCUCAUAGUGGCGAUCACCUUUUACGGUGUCAUUGAAAGAAUGGAACACACAAAGAGAAAAACCAUGUCCUAUGCCCCUUCGAUGCAGGCCAUCGAAAGAAAAGAAGAACUUUCGUAAUUUAGAAUGGGACGGGUCAAAAUAACAAAUGCCUAGAGUUGUACAGGAAAACCCGCUUUUAAAGAUGGCCUACUUUUAAAAGAGCCCGUAGGCUAAAAAGUGGCAUUUAUCUCCAAUGCAAUAAACGCUUUGUAUCCCCUAAUUCUCCGAAAAAUUUCUUGUUCAAAUAUUUAAGGGCUAAAGAUUAAAAAUAAUUACGUACCGGGAGAAUAGAAAACCUGCUUUAUAUUUAGAACCUACAGUCAAAGAUUAGCAUUUAGUAAGAAUCAACCUUCAAUCCUAGACAGACGAUGUUGAAAUUUAACACUCCCUGAGUGCGCUAUCUCUUCUACUGAAAUAGAUACGCUGCAACUUUGAAUGAGGGAGAGGGGUCUCUUCAGGGUUUGUCUCUACAGCUAUUUCCAAGAUUGUAGGCUCAACUGAAGAAUAAUGCUGGUUCUUCUUUGCGGGUUUUUGCUGUAUAUAGAUUAAAUAGCUUUAGUUGUACCACAAUACAAUGUUUAUAGUUUGAGAGCAAUACUUUCCAACAUGCAUACAAGCUCGUUGCUUUUGGAAAAAACGCCUCGAUACCUGCCUGGUAAAUUAAUACUAUCUUCCAAACACACCCUGUAGUUGCCUCUUAGCAGCAAGAUGCAGCAUAUCCUUUACAUGCUUCCACGAUUUGCAGAUGGUAAGCUAUCAGAAAACUAUACUAAGGCCUUUUAAAUGUUCAAGUAUAAACGUUUGGGGAACCUGUCCCUUCUCCCUUCCCUCACUCUCCCCGAGUUUCUUAGCGUGUCUCCUUUAUAGGUGCCUCAGUGCGGGAAAACAACAGGCUGAAUAGAAUUCUACCGGCCCUAGAUUGUAUGUGUUGAUUAUCAUUGAGUUUUUCAAACGUCGGCAACAAGCUUUGUGUUGCCUUAAUAUUGGUUGACACCAUGUUCUGCAUACUUCACAACACAGUUGGCGUAAUUCCAUAAUUCACAGAUCGAUACAUAUCGUCUUAACAAAACUA